Messenger RNA from Exophiala viscosa, 1472 nucleotides. RefSeq names its product Alpha/Beta hydrolase protein. The record is from RefSeq and is a predicted model, not a curated record. Bases 155 to 1300 code for a protein of 381 amino acids. The transcript has 7 exons. Gene Ontology annotation, molecular function: lipase activity. Lineage: Eukaryota; Fungi; Ascomycota; Eurotiomycetes; Chaetothyriales; Herpotrichiellaceae.
CCGAAGCAUGCGGUAGUGACGAUAGAAGCCAAAUUGGGUUCAAACCUGCUUCAAACAAACCUUCCUCAGAGCCUAAGAUACAGCAUUACCUGUAUCCUUCCAGUGUAGAUUUGUUGUUUGAAUACUUUUUGCUCUACGAGGAGCUUUCAUAACGAUGAAGAAACCUCAGCUAUAUACUUCGGAUUACCUUAAUCUGCUCUAUGCAGUUUCCAGGGGGCUGGCGUCUCUGACCUGGGCUGCAUCAACAGGAUGGGCUCGAGGCGACGCAUAUCCCCCGGAGUACGGAAAGCAUGUGGUAUACGCGGCAGUUCGGCAGAUCUUCGAGCUCGUGACAGUGCCUCAGACUCAAGCCAUCGGCGAGACAACCGGCGAGGCGUAUCUGAGCUGGUGCAAGAAGCACAAGAUCGAGCCUUCGACCGUCGAUUUGGACGAGGGUGGACGUGGAUUAUUUGUGGGGCCAGCAUCUGCACGCAACACGAUAUUGUAUUUUCAUGGUGGAGGAUACAAUCUUGGUGCCACGCCUGCGCACUUUGACCUCCUACUCAGCGUGGUAAACAAGGCCAAGGAGAAUGGCUCGGACCUGCGCGCCAUGGUGUUGGAAUAUGAACUGGCUCCUCAUGGCAUUUACCCUUUGCAGCUCAAGCAAGCUGUCGCUGCGCUGAAGUAUUUGCUGGAUGCAGGUGUCCAGCCCUCGCAGAUCUUGAUAGCUGGUGACUCGGCCGGAGGAAACCUGACGGCCGGUCUCCUCGGACAUCUCUCCCAUCCACAUGCAUCUUUGCCAGAAGUAUCACUGUCAGGGGACCUUGGCGGCGCGUUCUUCUAUUCUCCGUGGGUGAGCUUUGUUACGACCAGCGAUUCUUUCAAAAGAAAUAUCAAGAAGGAUGCAUUGAGUAUCCGCGCUUUGGCGGCUUGGUCGAGAAACUUCAUGGGUGCAGGGAAGAAUCUUCCGGACAAUUACAACACGCCAAAGGAUGCACCAGCCGAGUGGUGGAAGGACCUCAAAGUCAAUGACAAGGAUAUUGCCAUUACGGCAGGCGCGAAUGAAGUGCUUGUGGAUGGGAUCCGUGAAUUUGCUGAUCAUGUGAAGGUGCACAAUCCCAACCUUGAAUAUGUUGAGUUCCCGAAUGAAGGUCACGAUGCAUAUACCAUGGAUAGGGCAUUUGGAUUGACGGGACCGUUGCGGAGUGAGGAUUUUGCCAGGGAGUGGUUGUUGGCGAGAGUAAAAGCAACAGCAACAGUCGCCCCAAAAACCGCCUCCAAUACCGCCAUGUUGUCAGCAGGAGCUAUGGCCGUGGAAUAGGGAAAGUGUGGUUAUCAUGAGGUUGUGAGAUUGUGCUUACAAGAAUUUCCUGAAUAACGGCUUAGUCACGCAUUGCAUAUUCACGCUCACGCCAUGACACUGCUGCUUCACAUACGUGGUCAUUUUGGGAUUGUUGAUACAUAUUGGUACAAGUCUGCGUGCUAUGACAGAU